Molecule: messenger RNA, 759 nt
Organism: Drosophila erecta
Lineage: Eukaryota; Metazoa; Arthropoda; Insecta; Diptera; Drosophilidae
Exons: 1
Coding region: 29-718 (229 amino acids)
Biological process (GO): cellular response to hydrogen peroxide
Source: RefSeq, a predicted model, not a curated record
AAUCGAUCUGAAAGGAAUCCAAGGCCAGAUGAAUAGGCGUUUCAUUAUAAUUUCUAUUCCUUCACAUCAGACAUCUAAGAUUCUGAAAAGUAGGUCACAUAAGCCCCAACUACAAAACCAGACACACUCACACACAAUACUUGUUUUGGAUCAAUUCAAAAAGAUGCCUUUAAAAAUGUUGUCCUCCGAGCUGCAUAAGAUGAUAAUCUCUGACUUUCCAAUCGAAGGAACAACUUCCCAUAAAUCCGUAAUGGAGGCAACAUUGGGUUCAUUCCCCAAAUUAAAAGAUUCCGAAAUUAUGAAGCCAAAGGUCCUGCUUCGGGAACAAAGAAUUCAACACCCCUUUAAAAUAAUCCGUGCCGAAGGACUAGAUUGGGUUCGCCGAAUUCAAGACAUCGAGGAAGAGGCGGAAUUAAACUGGGCAAAUAUCACGGCUAGUACAAAUACAAAUUCUGGUAAUACGUACGACCUUAAAGCCAUGAUGAGCGCGUGUGAAAAUAUUUCUGGUUCUGGAAGAUUGUCAAUCCCAAAGGUUCCUGAAACGGCCUCCCUGACCAAUGAUUGUGAUAAAUUAGAGGAUAUUUUCCCUUAUGAUGGAACAGAAGCUCAGAUCCAGAGCCCCGACGAAGUUAAUAUCGACGAGCUGGCCUGCUACUUCGAAAAUAUGGUCGACAUACCCAAGAAACUGUCGCUCAGCGCUGAAAUGAUGUACACCUGAUGAUAACAGGAAUAAAAUAAGCUUGCAUAUUUUGUACUACA